AUGAUUAAAUCAUAUUAUUUAUUUUUUAUAAUAUUAAUUUUUUUAAUAUUUAUAAAUAAUUUUAUAUUAUGUGAAAAUAAUAAUAAUAAUAAAUAUAAUAAUAAUAAUAAUUAUCCUUUCAUAAAUGUGGAUAAAAUUAUUUAUACCAAUAGUUCAAAUUCAAUUUAUUUAGUAUGGAGUAAUGAACAAUUUAAUUUAAUAUUACAAUCAUCAUAUAAUGAAGAAUUUGAUGAUAUUGUUAUGAUUGGAGAAUAUUUUGAUAAGAUUGAAACCACAGGUUGGGGAGAAUUGAAUAUAACAUUUAAUUCAAAUUCAGCAACAAUACAAAUUAGUGAUAAUGAACAAGCUUAUUUUACAGGAUUUAUUGAAUCGGUUUUAACUGGUGAAAGAAUUAAUCAAAUGUAUAAUAAUUUUGCAGCUUCAGAAUUUACAAAUUCAGAUCAUACGCCAUCACCAAAAUUAAUUGAUUUCUUAAAUACUCAAAUGGAAUUCGUUAGAGAUCAAGUAUUUGAAAAUAAUGGAUCAUCACAAUAUUGGUAUUCAACUGGUUUAAUUAUGUCUCAAUUUGAUGGUUUAGUAAAUGGUUAUCAACAAUCACCAUUCCCACAAUUAUCUGAAAUUCAAUUAUAUAUUUUAACAUCUGCUGGUGAUUUAGAAACUUUAGUUACAUUAUUCCCAUCAUCGUCAUCAUCGUCAUCUUCAACAACAAAUGAAAAUAAAAAUAAAAAUAUUAAAAUAUCAUCAAUAAAACCAAAUUUUAAAGAUGAAUUAACAGAUUGUUCAGGAUUUAUUAGAAUUUUACCAGAUUAUUCAGAUGUUUAUUUUGGACAUACAACAUGGAGAUAUUAUUAUGCAUUAUUAAGAAUUUAUAAAUUUAUAAAUUUACAAUUCAACUUUCAAGAUACACCAAUGGAAUAUAAAGUUUCAUUUAGUUCAUCACCAGGAUUUAUUUCUUCAAAAGAUGAUUUCUAUAUCACUGGUAAUAAAUUAGCAAUUAUGGAAACUACAAAUAACAUUUACAAUGAAUCACUAUAUCAAUAUACAAUUCCACAAUCAGUAUUAGUUUGGCAAAGAGCAAUGAUUGCUAAUAUGAUUGCAACCAAUUCAAGUGAUUGGGUAAAAAUAUUCUCUGAAUUUAAUAGUGGUACUUAUCAAAAUCAAUGGAUGGUAUUUGAUUAUAAAUUAUUUAUACCAAAUAAACAACAAUCAUCAUCAUCAUUACCUCCAAAUACAUUUUGGAUUGCUGAACAAAUUCCAGGUCAAGUUAAAACAGCAGAUUUAACCAAUAUUUUAAAUGAACAAGGUUAUUGGAAAUCUUAUAAUAUUCCAUACUUUGAAUCAAUUUAUAAUAUUUCAGGAUACUCUGAAAAAACUGAUUUACCACCAUCAUAUCAAUAUUCUUAUGAAAAAUGUCCAAGAAGUUUAAUAUUUUCACGUAAUGCAUCUGAUGUAUUAAAUUUUGAAGAUAUGAAAUCAUUAAUGCAAUUUAAUAACUAUAAAACUGAUCCAUUAUCAUAUUCAUCACCAUUGAAUUCAAUUUCAUCAAGAGGUGAUCUAUUAACAAUUGAAAAUGGUAAUAGAAGUGCUGUUGCAUUUGGUGGUGUUGAUUCAAAAAUUACUUCUUUUAAUCAAGUUUUAACAUUAUCUUGCACUGCAAUAUCUGGUCCAUCAACAAAUGGUGGUACUUUACCACCUUUCACUUGGUCACAAUCACCAUUAUUUCAAAAUAUAACUCAUAUUGGUGUACCUGAAACUUUUAAUUUUGAUUGGCAAGAAAUGGGUCCAUACCCAAAUUAA
This is a messenger RNA of Dictyostelium discoideum AX4, 1797 nucleotides long. It is a transcript of the gene plbG, whose product is annotated as phospholipase B-like protein. Gene Ontology annotation, cellular component: extracellular region. NCBI's taxonomy places the organism in Eukaryota, Evosea, Eumycetozoa, Dictyosteliales, Dictyosteliaceae. The transcript has a single exon. The record is from RefSeq and is a predicted model, not a curated record. Gene Ontology annotation, molecular function: glycerophospholipase activity. Bases 1 to 1797 code for a protein of 598 amino acids.